Messenger RNA from Closterium sp. Naga37s-1, 1095 nucleotides. The record is from the annotation of a GenBank genome assembly. NCBI's taxonomy places the organism in Eukaryota, Viridiplantae, Streptophyta, Zygnematophyceae, Desmidiales, Closteriaceae.
AUGCUUCCUCCCAUCGCAAACCGUUCGCCCCGCACACUCUCUCCUCCUCACUCCCGCUCGCCCCUCCUGCUCUUCCUCGCCACACCACUUGAUCCCUCUUUCACCAACUCCCCGGCCCCCUCCCCCCCCACCGCCACCUCUCAUCUCGUCCUCGCAGCUGCUGUUAGUGGCAGGGGCGCCAUACGAUACGUGGAGGAGGCGAUUGGGCUCCGAGGCACAACCCCCACCUUUAUUGGCAGGGGCGCCAUACGAUACGUGGAGGAGGCGAUUGGGCUCCGAGGCACAACCCCCACCUCUAUUGGCAGGGGCGCCAUACGAUACGUGGAGGAGGCGAUUGGGCUCAGAGGCGCACUCCCACUCCCUCAUUCUUUGACGCCACAGGGAGAGGGCGGGCUCGACUGGGAUGCUCUCAGCAUGCCAGGUGCGGUGGAGCAGCGGACGCGCUGUGUGUUGGUGCAGCGCUCGUGUGGGUACUCGCUAAGAGAAACACUUACUGUGGAGCAGAUCGGUCGCAUUGUGGAAAUAGUGAAGCGGGAGUCUCAUCAAGAACCCUGGAGGAACGAUUGCCCCCAGUGGGGGUACGUGGCAGGGAGGGCGGACCUGGUGGAGGCUGCAGCUGCUAGGCUGGCUGCUCCUGGCAUCAGCUCGGGCGCCGGAGCAACAAGUGGUGAGGUGAUGCGGCUGAUGUUCCAAGGGCUGUUCCUGGGGCCGCAGAUGACAGGCGAGGCCAUCAAGCCCGUCAUUCUCUCCUCGCCCGCGCGCCUCCUCACUUUCUGCCUGGCCUUGCAGGGUGCUGUCAUCCUCUCCUCGCCAGCUUGCCUCCUCGCUUUCUGCCAAGCUGUGCAGCGGCGGUGCCCUGUUGGGGCUUACAUCAAGCCAACAGCCGGGGUGACAGCAGGGUAUGAGUCGGAGGUGAGUGCACAACCCGGGGUGACAGCAGGGUAUGAGUCGGAGGUGAGUGCACAACCCGGGGUGACAGCAGGGUAUGAGUCGGAGGUGAGUGCACAACCCGGGGUGACUGCAGGGUAUGAGUUGGAGGUGAGUGCAACGAAUGCUGCCAUGCUCUUUGUUGCACUUCACACCAAGUCAUGCUAA